Messenger RNA from Nerophis lumbriciformis (worm pipefish), 1785 nucleotides. NCBI's taxonomy places the organism in Eukaryota, Metazoa, Chordata, Actinopteri, Syngnathiformes, Syngnathidae. The record is from RefSeq and is a predicted model, not a curated record.
AUGGACCUGCUGAACGGCAGCACUCCACAGCUUGUGGAGUCUGGCGCUCAAAAUAACAUUAAAAAUGUCCCUUUAGCAACUUCUACCACAGCACCUGAUAAAGUAAUAAACAUUAAAACUGAUAGUAGCCAGAUUGGAGGAAAUGUGAGUGAUGAGGAACUCCUUAAAGGUCUCCUUACUGACCAACUCUGCCAUGUGUGUAAUGCUGUGCUAUUGUUUGAGUCUCAGCGGCUGUCACAUUAUGAGGGGAAAAAACAUGCCCAGAAGUUGAAGUUGUAUCUGCAUAACAAGAGAGAUGAAAUGAGACACAAAGAGUCUUCUGGACUGGUGCACCGCAUGCCAAACGAUAAGGAUCGUUUCUGCGAGCUAUGUAACAUGGUUUUCACCUCUGCUGUGGUGGCAAAGUCGCAUUACGAAGGCAGAGUCCACAGCAAAAAUCUCAGAAAACAAAGUGCUCCUAAACUGGAGGUCGGUACUUUACCCAAGCCACAGUUGGACCGUGCCACUGAAGAUCGGUUGUCGGGAUCAGGGGACUGUACAGACCCACCAACGAAUUCAACUGCAUGUAGUUCAGAUCCAAACAAAUACUGUGCCUUGUGUGAGAUCUCCUUCAAUAAUGGCCAAAUGGCAGUGCAACACUAUAAUGGCCGCAAGCACCAAAGGAACUUAGCCAGACAGCAGAUGAUGCAAAAGCUUGAAGAGCUUCAUGAAGAAAACCCUUUGACGUGCGCCAUAUGUAAUUUGCAAUUCAACUCUGUAGAGAUGUACCAAGCCCAUAUGCAGGGUAACAAGCACUACAUGAGGGAGAAAAAGGUCUUCGAGCUCUGCAAAUCCCAGAAGAAAUCUUAUAACACAUUUGCUGAUGAACUUGCACAUUACAUCGAAGUCCAGAAAGCUCGUGGAAUCACACCUAGGAUUGGCAAGUUUAAAUCUAAGGAUGAAACGCAGAAGGAAUGUGAUGAAGUAGAAGUAAUACCCGAUUGGGAGAAUGAACAUAUCACACAACAAUAUCCACAGACUAUAGACAACUUUUCUCCCAAUGAACAUAUCACACAACAAUAUCCACAGACUAUAGACAACUUUGCUCCCACGUAUCACCUUGACCUACCCUAUCACGCCCCUCAGUUCACUGUACAAGGUUUUCAACCUCCAUAUACUGACUCUCCAUGGCUUUCAGAUGGUUGGGACAGCUAUAAGCCGCCAUCUCCUCCAUACUUGAAGCCAUCUGUGGAAUCUGGUGCUCGAUUUCUGAAGAGACAUAGAAAGUGCUCAAGCUCCUCCUCGUAUUCUACCUCAUCAUCUUCCUUGUCUUCCUCUUGUACUAGUAGUGGAGCAAGUAAUCAUGAUGAAGGGAAACACAGACAAAGAGAGAAGAGGAGGAGCAAAAAAUCCCGGAGGGAAAGAGGUAGACGAUCAAGAACAACAAACUCAGACAAGACGAGGCAAAGGCAACAAAACAAAGCAAGAGAUUAUAACCCAGAGGAGAGGAGGAGUGAUGAUAAUGAAGCGGGGGGAGAUCGGAAAAAAAAGCGCAAGUACCACAGCAAGCAUAGAUCACAAGAAAAGAAAGAACUAAAGGGAGAAGAUGGGGUGAAAGACAGCAUCGCGCCAGCAGACUUGGUAGAAACCCAACAAGAGACAGAAGAAAAUGUUGUGCAAUUGGAUGACAGACAGGCAGAGCAUGACAAUACGAAAACCAGAAAAGAUAAGAAAAAAGCAAAAGAGAUGCUAGACAAUAGGACAGAGGAGGAAAAGUUGUGGGAUGAUUCCAUUCUUGGCUUUUAA